CGACCUCACAUUCAGAAUCCCCAAUCAUAUUUGACUCAAGCUUACCCUUCAAGUCAGCACCUUAUUUUCUUUCUCUUCCGUCUGUCCAAUCCACCUCGCACAUACUCCCCACACACACAACCACACGAUGAGCCUUCCAACCACCUACAAAGCGGCGGUGCUCCCCGCCCCCUACGCCCAACACACCAUCGAGGACCGCACCCUCCCCACCCUCGAGGCCAACCAGGUCGCCAUCAAGAUCACCGCCACGGCCGUCAACCCGGUCGACUGGAAGAUCCGCGACUACAACGUGUUUCUGAAGACCUACCCCGCCGUGCUGGGCUCCGACGCGGCCGGCGAGAUUGUCGCCAUUGGCCCGAGCGUCACCAGCCACGCCGUCGGCGACCGCGUCUUCUUCCAGGGCAUCAUCGGCCACUACCCGGCCUCGACUUUCCAGCAGUACUGCGUGAUGCCCGCCGAGCUGGUCGCCACGACCCCCGCCGGCAUUUCCGACGACCAGGCCGCCGGCAUCAGCCUGGCCUCCGUGGCCGUCGUCACGGGCUUCUACGACCAGACCGGCCACGGGAUCGCUCCGCCGCCGUGGACCGCCGAGGGCGGCGCUGAGGCCGGCAAGGGCAAGGCCAUCGCCAUUCUGGGUGGUGCGUCCAGCGUCGGCCAGUAUGCGAUCCAGUUCGCGCGCUUAUCCGGGUUUGAGCGCAUCAUCACCACCGCCAGCGCCGCCCACCAUGAGUUCCUGAAGGGGCUGGGCGCGCAUGUCGUGCUGGACCGGCAGAGCGCGACCGCGCCGGACUUCGUGGCUGCGGCGGGCGAGGGCGUGAAGUUGAGUUACGUGUAUGAUGCCAUCUCCGUCAAGGAGACGCAGAAGUUGGGGGUCGAGAUCGCCCAGGCCACGCAGGGGACCACGCAGGCCGUCGUGACUGUGCAGGCGGUCGACCAGGAGGCGGCGCAGCUGGGCCAGUCCCAGGAGCCUAAGGUCGCAGUGAAGCCGAUCCUGGGUCUCGGCAGCUCGCCUGCUCUGCGUCACUUGAGCGAGCCGAUGGUCAAGGCGCUUGGUGGUGAGGAGGGAUGGAUUGCAAAGGGCUUGUUCGUGCCCAACCGGGUGCGUCUGAUUCCGGGUGGUUUGGGUGCUGUUGAGAAGGCGUUGAAGACAAACAAGGAGGGUGUCUCGGGGGAGAAGGUUGUUUUCCGUCCUAAUGACGCCUAGGGAUUUUGUUCUUGUUUUUGUUGAAACAUAUAAACUACUAAUAAUUUCAUGAAAGUCCUC
Messenger RNA from Aspergillus saccharolyticus JOP 1030-1, 1264 nucleotides. RefSeq names its product zinc-binding alcohol dehydrogenase family protein. The transcript has a single exon. Gene Ontology annotation, molecular function: oxidoreductase activity, acting on NAD(P)H. The record is from RefSeq and is a predicted model, not a curated record. NCBI's taxonomy places the organism in Eukaryota, Fungi, Ascomycota, Eurotiomycetes, Eurotiales, Aspergillaceae. Bases 128 to 1204 code for a protein of 358 amino acids.